Molecule: messenger RNA, 2673 nt
Organism: Xiphias gladius (swordfish)
Lineage: Eukaryota; Metazoa; Chordata; Actinopteri; Istiophoriformes; Xiphiidae
Product: EMILIN-3-like
Exons: 6
Coding region: 1-2673 (890 amino acids)
Cellular component (GO): extracellular matrix
Molecular function (GO): protein binding
Source: RefSeq, a predicted model, not a curated record
AUGCAUCUUGUGAUAGCUGUGAGUCAUUUUUUGUUCAUGACUCUAUUUUUGUCACUGGUCGAAACCAAGUUCUACACACCAUUCCAGUUUAACCAGUAUAAAGCUGGGCUCAGCCAACACCAUGACCAAGGGAAACCCACCAGCAGACACAAGAACCACUGUGCCUAUGUCACUGAAAAGACAGUUUCCUUCACCACGCAGGAUGGGGCAGCCCCCUAUGUAAAAGCUGAGUACAACAAGUGUUCCUGGGGUCAAAAAUGUCCAACUCUGAUGUAUCGUCUGCUAUACAAACCAAUCUACAAGGUGGCACAUAAGACCGUCACAGAGCUGGAGUGGCGUUGUUGUCCAGGGUUCUCUGGUUAUGGCUGUAUGGAGGGUCUGCCAGUUUACCAACACCCCAUGAAAAUGAUGCCACCAUUCAAGGGCCUGCCAAUGAAAGGCCCACAGUUUAAGGGACCACAAUACAAAGGUCCCAUGUUUAAGGGCCCACCUAUUAACACUGCUGUGAAAGCCAACCCAUGGAGUCAACCUAAAGGACUGCCCCCCAGCAGUUUUAACUCUUACCCAAUGCGUCACUUUGGGCCUCCCAGGUCCUCCUCUUACCCAGAGACAUCCUUCGAGCCCUAUCCAUCUGAGCCAGAGCCAAUGCCAGACCACCAGGACCCACAUCACACAGACCAAGAACAUAUCCAUGAACAUGAGCAUAGCCAAGGACCUGAGGAACAUAUACUAGAGGAAAUCCCUCCUCCUUCCUCUGGUGGUGAACAGCCCGAGGGUGAGACCAUAGGCCAAGCUCUAGACAGUGAGACAGAGGAGCGAAUAUAUCGAAUUGAGGAGGAUGUCCAACGUCUAAACCAGGGUCUAGAGACCCUGAGGGGAACUGUGACUGGACUGGAGGAUAGUCUACGAGCCUCUCUGAGAGAGGAUGCCAACAGGAUGCUGUCGGCUCUGCUCUCUGCUGCUCCUGGUCCUGUUCCUGCUCCAGCUGUAGUCUCUAAUCCAUCCAAUGUAGGGUUUGCAGAGAUUCCUGGGGGAGACCCUGAGACUGAGGGUCUAGAUGGCAGACACAUGUUUCCAGGCCUCACAGAAUUGAAUGGAAGGGUAGAGGAGCUCAGGACAGAGCUGCAAGCCAAGACAGUAGAGCUACAGGAACUCAAAGCAACAGUGAUGGGACAUGAUGGAGAACUGAAGAAGAUGUCAAAUAGAGCAGGAAGAGCUAUGGAGAAGCUAAUGGAUGCCAAUCUGAGUGCAACCAGGGCAGAAAUUUUUGGCAGGUUUGAGAAGCGUGCGGAGAGUACAGAGGGCCGGUGUGAGGAGAAAGCUGGGGAUGUGCGUCGUCAGUGCCAGAGGGAGCAAGGUGAGACGCAGGAGCAGAUGGAAGAUGCUCUGCAGAAAAGUACCAAAGACUUGAGAACAGAGCUGAGAAACCUCCAGGCACAAAUCCAUGUGAGUGGACUAUUUGAAAGGGUACAGCUGCUCGAAACAUCAGUGGAAGGCCUCAACCAGUCCCAGGGUCACCUGAGAGUGGAGCUGGGUGGACACAAGGAUCACAUAGAGGGAAUGCUGGAGGGGCGUCUGGGGUAUGUUGAGGCCAAGCUAAACCUGACUGGGCAGACUAAAAGUGAUGAGCCUGAAAGAAGGACGGUUGUCCCAGACAGAGCUGAGACAGUACAAGGCAUGGAAGCCAGAAUGGAGGGUAAGCUGACGGCUCUGGAAGGCCGUUUACUGACAGCUUUGGAGGAGCUGGGUAAUGCCACUGCCCCCGCACUGCUGGAGGGUCAUGCUGUUCCCACUUUGGAGACGGAACUGGAGUCCCUUCGAGGAAGACUAGAGGUGGAUGUGGACAGAGUGCAGAAACACCUGAGCAGCCUUGAGAUUCUCUGCUCCUCUUCCUGUUCCUCAACUCAAAAUCCAUCUGCCAUCCAGGGAGACUCUGCUAUGUCAAGUGUUAACCUGGCAGAGGAGCAGAACGUGAAAGAGGUAUUGGACAUGCAAGAUGACCGUCUGAAUACCCUGAAUAUCACACUGCAGAAUAUCCUGAGGCGUCUGACCCUCAGGGACCAGCAGGAAAAAGCAGAAGGAGAUAUUCCCAUCCAGGGAGAGCUCACAAUCCUCAAAUUUAAUGUCCGCUCAGUCAAUCACACCCUGAGAGGCCUCCAGGAUUCUCUCGGAACAGUCGUCCACCAGGUGGGUCAAGCCAACAGCUCCUGGCAUGACAGAGAGGCUCGUCUUGCCCAGCAGAUAAAGGGUGUGGUCCAGCUGGUUGGACAUCAGGCUUCCAUGCUUGGGGCAGGUGAGCGGAAACUGACCCGACUUAAAGGUGAGCUGCACGAGAUGAAGAGGCGGCUAGCAGAGGAGGUCCAGGGCUGCCGGAGCACUGCUAUGGGGGUCAAGAAAGAGGUAACUGAGGUUGGAGGGCGUGUUGCCAGUGUGGAGGACCAGUGCAAGGGCCUGAAUUACUUGGCAGAGGACCUGGAAAGAAUCAGGGAGGAGCUAGAGAGACAAUCAAAUGGGCUUCUCCUGCAAGUAAAUGGGACUCUGUCCAGUCAUGCUCAGCAGCUGUCUGAGCUGAAAGGUGAACUCAGAAACUGCACCUCCAAGGUAGAGCCAACACAACAAAGUUUGGAGCUGGAGACAGAGCCAAGACGAGGGGACACCUUCACUUUGAAUUAG